AUGAAGCCAGCAGAGAUCAGAUUCUCUCUACAGAGACUCAGACAGCACAGACAUCCAGACAUGGCUCCUACAAUCACUGCAGCCAUCACCAGCAACCAGGAGCAUCUGACUCUCAACCACAAGCUCAGAAAGCCUCUGGUGGAGAAGCUUCGCAGAGAGCGAAUCAACAGCAGCAUUGAGCAGCUCAAGUCUCUCCUGGCUCCAGAGUUCCUCCAACAGCAGCCAGACUCCAAGCUGGAGAAAGCAGACAUCCUGGAGAUGACAGUUGGUGUCCUCAGACGACUGCAGCAGAAAAAACAAGCUGUGAGCAGAACGGCUGUUAACAAAGGCUACUCCAUGUGUGUCCAUGAGGCGUCACACUUCCUGUCCAGGCGGCAGGUGGAAAUCAUGACACAGAGAAGACUGAUCAGCCACCUCAACAAGAUGCAGUCUUCCUCUGACAACAACCUGAUAGAGGCUGACUCCUCUCCUCUCAGCUCCACAGUCCACACCAGCAUCACCAAAGAGAAGAGUCCAGUCAACAGCGCCGUCUGGAGGCCGUGGUAG
Messenger RNA from Cheilinus undulatus (humphead wrasse), 546 nucleotides. RefSeq names its product transcription factor HES-5-like. The coding region runs from base 1 to 546 and encodes 181 amino acids. Gene Ontology annotation, cellular component: nucleus. The transcript is spliced from 2 exons. Gene Ontology annotation, molecular function: DNA-binding transcription factor activity, RNA polymerase II-specific; protein dimerization activity; RNA polymerase II cis-regulatory region sequence-specific DNA binding. The record is from RefSeq and is a predicted model, not a curated record. Lineage: Eukaryota; Metazoa; Chordata; Actinopteri; Labriformes; Labridae. Gene Ontology annotation, biological process: regulation of neurogenesis; regulation of transcription by RNA polymerase II; anterior/posterior pattern specification.